Monopterus albus (swamp eel) is the source of this 4794-nucleotide messenger RNA. It is a transcript of the gene syk, whose product is annotated as spleen tyrosine kinase. The coding region runs from base 2756 to 4609 and encodes 617 amino acids. Gene Ontology annotation, cellular component: cytoplasm. The record is from RefSeq and is a predicted model, not a curated record. Lineage: Eukaryota; Metazoa; Chordata; Actinopteri; Synbranchiformes; Synbranchidae. The transcript has 16 exons. Gene Ontology annotation, molecular function: ATP binding; non-membrane spanning protein tyrosine kinase activity. Gene Ontology annotation, biological process: protein phosphorylation; intracellular signal transduction.
AUCUCGACUGUAGGGAGGUAUGCGCCAAGCGAGCGACGUUCUCUCACGUGACCGGAAGACGUGUUUGCAUCCGAGAUCCAGGUUUUCCUUAAUAUAUCCCAUAGUCCGAAAUAUCCAGGCUUUGGACCAAUAGGAAAUGAUUCAGGAAUCCAGGAGCCAAGGAACGGAAGCACAUCUCUGCCAUAAUAAACAUUUAAAAGUAGUGAUAAUAUGGUGACACCGAUGGGCCAGUCCUGUUCAUACCACUUAAUCAGAAUAUCACAUAAAUGAUGUCCAGACACUAGGCAAUCUUACAACAUAAUAAAAGAAAAUGGGGUGACCGAGGGUGACUGUCCGGAAUAAAGAGACUGCACUCCAGAGGGUGAGUUUUACAUCGCCAAUGUCGAUUCAUGUAACACUAUUCUGACAGUUUAAUUUAGAGGGCAUGCGACAGUUAAAAUUUAGGCUAUUUGUAGUAAUUAAUCAGCAGAGAUUGGGAGUUUUCCAGCGUGUCAAAGAGACGACUUAAACUGACUGCUGAUGUCCCAUGAGAGAAAUGACACUUUCGUAAGCAAUGCAGAGGCGAGACAAACCAGAGGGCUGCGUCCCAGGGCGUUGCUAGGAAUAAAGCUCUACUGGGGCACAGGCACCCCAAUAUUCAAUUCACACAUUUCUUUCUUGAAUGUCUGCUGCAUAAAUGAAAUGUGCUAUACAUUGUGCUAUGAGAACUUCCAUUUCUUAGCCCAUUGUCCCCGUGACAUACUGCUGCUACUGAAACUGAAACAUCUAAAGGUAAACAUGUAGAGAUAUUCAUCUUUCUGAAAGUAUUUAUUUCAGCAUACAUUCAAAACAUUCUUGACAUGUUCUUAUGGCAUUAAAGUCUAAACCUGUAUUACAGAUUUCUUUGCAUUCAUCUGCAUUUUACAAUAACUACUGUUUGAUUUGUCGAAUUUAAGCAUUCACAACAAAUUGAUCCAUAAACAAAUAAUUAAUUUAAAGAAAAACGCAAUCAUUAUUUUUUUGUAACUCAUAAGGCCACAUAACAUAUCAAUGCUCCAAUUAUUUCAAAUUGUGCAAAGGAUGGCUGGAGCUCCCACAUUUGUCUCCCUGCACAGUCAGCUUCCUCCACACUUUCCCUUCCUGCCUUACAGUAGGUUUACCAGUUCACUAAAAAUGCAUAAAACAAACAAUAUUUGGACUGUGUGACAAGAGCAUCAAAUAUGUUAUAGGCUAUUCAUUAAAUGUACAAUCAAUAGUCCAAUGUUAAUAAAGACUGCUACAUGUGAUAUAUUAUGUAUUGUAUUUGUCAGUUAGUUUAUUUCAUGUAGUACACUGAUAACGUUUUAGUCCAAUUGAUCAUAUGCAUUGAUGUACAGAGCACCUGGUUACGUACUAGCUAACUAAACUAACGUUACCUUGUUCACCAACUACAGCAGGUCUUACCUCUGUCGCCCUCAUCUCUAUGAGCUUCUUCCCUGUCUCAGCCUCCUCUAAAUAAUUUUUUCAUGUCCAUCUACAGGAGUCAGUCAUUUUUGACUCAGAUUAGAUCACCAAUAUUAUUAAAAAACUUACACUAUUAUUCCCUCUCUCAUACCUCAGUCCAUUCUAAAGAGGGGGUUUUAAAUCAUCUCUAAAGGCUUUUGGCCACUGUAUAGCCACACUAAUCCAGAUUUUUCCAAAUAUUGAUUCUAACAAUAUACAGUAUGUAGGAACUCAUUAGAAGAAACCAGUGGUACAGGUUAUACAGUAUGUUCUUAAAUGCAGAGCCUUUCUGCUGUGAAGUACUGUAUAUUUAAAUAGUUUUGAUUGAAAUAGUUUUGUUUUUUAUGUGGAAUAUAUCUUGAAAAAAUAUAACAUUAACACUAAGUACAGAGACUUUUUAUUUAUUUCUACAAGGCUAAAAUGUGAUAUUGAGCUAUUCUGCCCAUGUUAAAGUAAAAUGGGAAACCUUUUUGAUUUUUAUACCAGUUGCAAUUAACAUCAAUUAGUUUUUUCCCAGACAGAUUUACGUGUUUUUCUGUUGAUUGUGAUAGCUGUGUUGUUCCACAAGGUGGAGCCAUAGGGGCUAAAAUUAUUGGUAAAUGUAAUAUUCUAGCCCUGAAGUUUUUGUUUCUGAUAAUUCAGCUGGAAGCUUUUUGAAUAUCAAAAUGAUAUUUUAACAAAAAAUCCUUUCCUCUGAUUUUUGCUGAAAGUAUAACAAGGAUUUACUGAGAGCUGUGCAAGUAGAGGGAUUCAGAGGUCGUCAAAGUAAUCCAGUUUCACAUGCUGGUUUUAGCUGUAGCUGACAGAUUCAGAUAAGUUAAUGUGACAGUGUGAUUUUUUUUAAACCUGAGAGCUAUAGAACUUUAUGGCCAUUUUUCAGCUGAGGUAAAAACAACCAAAGGAGUGAAGACGGUUCUCUUCCUUCAGUGAGAAGAGAUGCAAGCUUUUCAACAUAUGUGACAGUACAAAGACCACAAAAGUUGUGUCUGUUGCAGUUCUCACAUCAUUUCCUGCAUCCAGCGUGUUGGUCAGUGUUCAGAUGAAAAAAAAAGGAAGUAAAAAAAUUAAAUUAUCAAGGAAGUAGCUGAAAUGAGGAAGCCUCAGUGCUCCACCACUUCACAGUGUUGGUACAGGCUGACGGUUAUUCUGCUGCAGACAGGAUCAACUCUGAUAUGGUGAAGGACUGAAAGGAAGCGAUGUAGAAGAGGGUCAAACUCUCAACAACGUCACCACAUUAUACAGUUUAUUGCAUCCUGCUGGCUGAACUUAAGAGAACCGCCAUCCAGAAGCCAACAUGGCUGACAGCGUGAAUACACUGCCAUUCUUCUAUGGCAGCAUUACCAGGGAAGAGGCGGAAGACUACCUGCGGCAAGCAGGCAUGGGCGAUGGUGGGUACCUGCUGCGGCAAAGCCGAAACUAUCUCGGAGGUUUUGCACUGUCUGUGUCAUAUUCAGGCCGCUGCUCCCACUAUACCAUUGAAAGAGAAUCCAGUGGAACAUAUGCUAUUGCUGGUGGUAAGAGCCACAGGAGCCCUGUGGAUGUGAUUGACUACCACUCCCAGGAGUUAGAUGGUCUUGUGUGUCUGCUGAAGAGGCCCUGCAACAGACCAAGAAACAUGCAGCCUAAGGUGGGGCAAUUUGACGACCUGAAGGAAAAACUGAUCCGGGAGUAUGUAGCGCAGACCUGGAACCUGAAGGGGGCAGCUCUAGAGCAGGCCAUCAUCAGCCAGAAGCCUCAGCUGGAGAAGCUCAUUGCCACCACUGCACAUGAAAGAAUGCCCUGGUUCCAUGGAACAAUAACACGUGAAGACUCUGAGCCUAGGCUUCAAAAUGGCUCCCGUACAAAUGGAAAGUUCCUGAUUCGGGAGAGAGAUUCGAAUGGAUCCUAUGCUCUGUGUUUACUACAUGAAGGACAAGUCAUGCAUUAUCGCAUUGACAGGGACAGGACACAGAAGCUCUCUAUCCCAGAUGGCAAGAAGUUUGACACCCUGUGUCAGCUGGUGGAGCACUACUCAUACAAACCAGACGGUCUGUUGCGAGUGCUAACAGAGCCCUGUCCGAGACCUGAUGGAGAUAUUGGACAGCUAGGAUGGUCACUACUCUUGCAGGAUCCUACUCGAUUUACUUCUACUCUUCACACUGCAGCUGGUGGAUUUUUCUCCAAAAUGAAAAUACCUGGCCGAAAAAAGAGCUGGGGAUCCCGACCAAACAAAGAUAAUGUUUAUGAAACGAAGGUGCUCGGUAAUCAAGCAGUCAACAAAGAGGCCAUGCCAAUGGAUACAGAGGUAUAUGAGAGUCCAUAUGCAGACCCGGAUGAACUGAGGAGUUCCACAGUGGAUCGCAAUCACCUGUUUUUGGAGGAUGGAGAACUGGGCUCUGGAAACUUUGGUACAGUCAUGAAGGGCAUCUACAAGAUGAGAAAGACAGAGAAGCCAGUUGCAGUAAAAAUUCUGAAGAAUGAUGACAACAACCCAGCAGUACGGGAUGAAAUGCUGCGAGAAGCCAAUGUCAUGCAGCAGCUUGACAAUCCUUAUAUCGUCCGGAUGAUCGGUAUCUGUGAGGCUGAAAACCUCAUGCUGGUCAUGGAGCUGGCUGAACUGGGACCACUCAACAAGUUCCUGCAAAAAAACAGGCAAACAUCCAUAAAGAACAUCACAGAACUGGUCCACCAGGUGUCUAUGGGGAUGAAGUACCUAGAGGAACAUAACUUUGUCCACAGAGACCUCGCUGCCAGGAAUGUGCUGCUGGUUACACAGCACUAUGCCAAAAUCAGUGACUUUGGUCUUUCCAAAGCUGUGGCUGAGGAUCAGAACUACUACAAGGCCAAGGGUCAUGGGAAGUGGCCAGUGAAAUGGUAUGCUCCUGAGUGUAUAAACUACUUGAAAUUUUCAUCAAAGAGUGAUGUGUGGAGCUUUGGGGUGCUCAUGUGGGAGGCCUACUCCUACGGCCAGAAACCAUACAAGGGAAUGAAAGGAAAUGAUGUCAUGCAAAUGAUUGAAAGUGGAAAGCGGAUGGAUGCCCCAGGGAACUGUCCACCAGAGAUGUUUGACCUCAUGAGGACCUGCUGGACAUAUAAGGCAGAUGAAAGGCCUGGAUUUGCUGUUGUUGAGCCAAGACUGCGAGAAUAUUAUUAUGAUAUUGCACAGUGAUUCUUUACAUGGAUGUUAUGAGGCUAUGCAAACUGUUGUUUUAAAACUGCAUUUUAUCAUGUGCAAAUGACUAGAAAUGGAUUUGAAUUAUAAAUUUUAUUGCUGAAUGUAAACAUUAUGAACAUAUACUUGCCAGUCCCUUUAACAGUCACACCUGAACAACUAUAUGCACUUCAAUGCAACAC